Messenger RNA from Struthio camelus australis, 1192 nucleotides. The record is from RefSeq and is a predicted model, not a curated record. Lineage: Eukaryota; Metazoa; Chordata; Aves; Struthioniformes; Struthionidae.
AUGGCUGCCAAUCUUAUUUACCUUUGUGUUUACUAUUUAAACAUUUGUAGCUCAGAAGAUGAGGUGGAUGUGCUCUUGCAUGGCACUCCUGAUCAGAAGCGGAAGUUGAUACGGGAGUGCCUUACUGGAGAAAGCGAAUCUUCCAGUGAGGAUGAGUUCCAAAAGGAGAUGGAAGCAGAACUAAACACCACCAUGAGAACUAUGGAAGGCAAAUGGAAGCCAUUAGAAAUGGAUACUUCCUCAAGUACUGGACAGCCUGGUCCUGCCACCACUUCAAAAUACUAUGAUGACAUUUACUUUGAUUCUGAUUCAGAGGAUGAAGAUAAAAUAGUUGCACAGGACGUCCGGAAAAAAAGAAGACAUCAGCAGCGUCGCGUUCUUUCCAAUGAUGAACUGUUAUAUGACCCAGAAGAAGACAGUCGAGACCAAGCGUGGGUAGACUCACAAAGGAGAGGGUACCGUAAUCAAAGACAAGCGCAGCAGCAAAAACCUCUAGCUGUUCCAAAUAGUGAUGCUGUUUUGAAUUGCCCUGCUUGUAUGACAACGUUAUGCCUGGACUGUCAGAGACAUGAAUCUUACAAAACGCAAUAUAGAGCGAUGUUUGUGAUGAACUGCUCUGUUAACAAAGACGAAAUUCUGAAAUACAGAAAGAAGCUAAAGAAAAGAAAUAAGAAAAUGAGGCACAGCAAAGAAUCUACCUCCAUACAGUCAAAUCAAGAAGAGGAGGAAGUAUAUCAUCCAGUAAUGUGUACUGAAUGUUCAACUGAAGUGGCAGUGAUGGAUAAAGAUGAAGUUUUUCACUUCUUCAAUGUCCUAGCCAGUCACUGCUAAUGUGCAAAAACGCAGAAGAAAAAUCCUGUACUAUUUAAGACUGUGAAGUGUCAGAAAUGCAAACAUGUGAUCCUUUUUUAACUAAUGCCAUUUUAAAUACAUCUUUUCAUCAGAGAACUUUUGUUAAUUGUUGUCAAGUUUUUGCAACGUUUUACGAAAGGAAUCCAGUUAACUGCUUGCAUUUGGGAGAAGAAUUAUUUCAGACCUUCAGGUGGUCUUAUCACUGAGGAUUUAAACUUUUGUAAAUAGAACAUAAUAUCUGUGUAUUCUGAUCAUUGCUUGUGUAUAUACUAUACAUUAUCUCCAUAUGUAUUGGAACAGCUGCUUAGAAUAAAUACUGUAUAUACAAACUGGUCCUUCA